AAUAUAUUCUGCGUUACUAUAGUAACUACCAAGUAUGUACGUUUAAUUGAUAUCUAUUUAUCUUUUGUGAAAGUAGAAUUCUACUAAACAGACAGUGAAGAAUAGACGAAAAUAUAUCAGGGGUUGUAUAUUUUUCUUACUAUAAUUCUCAUCAUUGUGCCAGAGUCAAAAAGUGUUAUUAAGUAUGUUUUAACGAGUGGAAAUAAAGUGUUGAAUAUUAACUGAACAUUAAUUUUCACGUAUAUGCUAGAUCUGUAUUUCUGCCCUUUUCUCUCUAUAAUUUUGCUAUUAUUUAUUAUAUACGAUGAAUACGGAGUACGCUUAUACAAGGAAAAGAAUGCAUUUCGGGAAGAAAUGCAGUUUUACUGACUUCGACAAGACCGAGGUGGAGGUCAAGUCAAAUCCGGCAUUGAUGAACAAUUACGUAAGAAUGGAUCCCGUUACGCAUGCUACGCAAUUUGGUAAAGUUUAUGCAGUCCACGAGGUAAAUACGACUACCGCGACAUAUAAAGACAACAAGAUGUUUCAUUACGAGGGCGGUUGGCCGAAGGAUAUAAACAUGAAGGAUUUAGAACAAACGGUCAGAUAUAGACGCAAGAUCGAGAAGGAUGAGCUGUAUAUUCACACGAUGCUGCAAUUGCUACCCUCGAUGGAGCACUGCAUUUUGCAGAACAAUGCUUGCAAUAUCUACGAACAGUACUUUGCCGAUGUAGAAGCAAACCCGCUGAUACAGAGAGCUUUCUCGCGCACAGUAAAUGUGUACCGUGAUCCUUUAACGUCAAAACGACAGAUCACUCAUCUAUCAUGGUCACCGGAUCAAGGUAAUCGUUUCGCGGCCAGUUAUUACAAUGACAAUUUCAAAAAGAGCUCCAGCAGCAAUUAUGCAUCGUACAUCUGGGAAGUAGAGAAUCCAAACAAUCCAUAUAUGAUGUUGAAACCGUUUUGUCCAAUUCUGACAUUGGAGUACAAUAUCAAAGAUAACAAUGUUUUGGUAAGCGGUCUAGCGACCGGACAGGUAGCCUGCUGGGACAUCAGACGAGGAUCGGAAGCGGUGGACAUCAGCUCGGUGGAAUUCAGCCAUCGGGAUUCCUGUGACAAGACCUUGUGGAUCAAUUCCAAGACCGGUACCGAGUUCUUUAGCGCUUCAAAAGACGGACAGAUAAAGUGGUGGGAUACCAGGAAAAUGCAGAUUCCGACAGAAACAUUGGUGAUAGACCUGCUGAAACCGGAAGAUCAGAAUGUAGACAAGGCGAUUGGCAUUUCGGCUCUUCAAUUCGAACCAUCAAUUGGCACGCGUUUCAUGUGCGGUUUGGAAAAUGGUAUUGUGAUAUCGGGUAAUCGAAAAGGUAAAACUUCUGGCGAGAAGAUCGCGUCGAGAUUCAAGGCGCAAUACGGGCCAGUUAUAAGUCUGGAGAGAAAUCCCACAUUUGUGAAGAACUUUUUGACGGUUGGCGACUGGACCUCAAGGAUUUGGUCAGAGGAUUGUAGAGAAUCCUGCAUAGCGUGGACACCCGGUCACCGAGAUUUUUUAACUGGCGGCGCGUGGAGUGCCACACGUUAUUCCGUCUAUUAUUUGAUCAAAACCGACGGCACUUUAGAUGUGUGGGAUUUUCUAAUUCAACAGGACAGCCCAGUUCUUAGUGUAAAGGUCUGCGACGAGAGUUUGACAUGUUUACGGCCACAUGAACAAGGGCAGCUGGCUGCGGUCGCGAACAAAAAGGGUUCGACCUAUUUGCUCGAAUUUUCCGAAGCUUUAACGGUCAAUCAAAAGAACGACAAAUUGCUAUUAACCGCGCUUCUAGAUCGUGAGACGCGUAGAGAGAAAGUGAUAGAAGCGAAAAACAGAGAGCAACGAUUGAAGAUGAAAACUUUAAAGAUGCACGACGAAUCGGAUUUUAUCGAUACUUCCUCGAAAUCGGAUGAACGGGAAGACGUUAAAGAAUCUUCGAACAGUUUGAGGAAUACGCUGAUAACACAAUGCGAACAAGAGUACGAAAACAUAAUUAACACGGCAUUAACAAGUGGAGCUCUAGUAUGUACGAUGGAGUGCCAUAUAAAGACGAAAGUUUAUAUGCUUUCUUCAAUCGAAAUUCAAGUCGCUUAAUAAACUUGACAAGAUUCCAUUUUAUUGCGAAUAUGAAGAUCUCGUGAGACUUGCUCGGAAAUAGAAGGAUUGCACCAAGAUCCGCAAGA
Camponotus floridanus (Florida carpenter ant) is the source of this 2193-nucleotide messenger RNA. Its product is annotated as dynein intermediate chain 2, axonemal. Lineage: Eukaryota; Metazoa; Arthropoda; Insecta; Hymenoptera; Formicidae. The record is from RefSeq and is a predicted model, not a curated record. The transcript is spliced from 11 exons. Gene Ontology annotation, molecular function: dynein light chain binding; dynein heavy chain binding. Bases 305 to 2104 code for a protein of 599 amino acids. Gene Ontology annotation, cellular component: outer dynein arm. Gene Ontology annotation, biological process: cilium movement; outer dynein arm assembly.